Molecule: messenger RNA, 669 nt
Organism: Aspergillus nomiae NRRL 13137
Lineage: Eukaryota; Fungi; Ascomycota; Eurotiomycetes; Eurotiales; Aspergillaceae
Product: serine hydrolase domain-containing protein
Exons: 2
Source: RefSeq, a predicted model, not a curated record
AUGCAACGCGGAACAUCUCCCCUAACGCCCGAAUUCGACGAUCUCGUCAACGCCCUCCUAGCCGAAUGGCACGUCCCAGGCACGUCAAUCGCCAUCAUCGAUGGACCGGAUACCUUCACUAAGGGCUACGGCAUAUCCAAAUACCCCAACACGCCAGCCACCCCACAAACCCUCUACUACACAGCCAGCACCACCAAAUCCUUCACAGCAGCAGCCCUAUCCCUCCUCAUCGACGACGCCGCCAACACCAACACCACCACCACCACCCAACAACCCCAACCCCUAACCUGGACAACGCCCCUCUCAUCCCUAAUCCGCUCCGACUUCGUCCUCCCAGACGCCUACGCCACCCAACACAUCACCCUCGAAGAUGCCCUCUCCCACCGAACAGGCCUCCCAGAGCACUCGUACCAUUUCCGGCCCGACAACUCAUGCACCCCCAAAGACGAGGCCCGAAGACUGCGCCAUCUCCCCAUGACAGCCGCCAUCCGCACCAAAUACAUGUACAACAGCUUCAUGUACACGGCCGUUUCGCACGCGAUCGAAACCCUCACCGGCCGCGACUUGGGCGUCUUCCUCCGGGAAAGAAUCUGGGCUCCGCUCCACAUGGACGCGACGUAUUGGACGCUCCGUGAUGCGGUGGCCAGUCGGCCGGAUGAGCUGGCGGGC